GGUAUAUAUACCUGCAGACUCAAUACUUCGACAUAUCUUGUAGGACCGUCAUGCUCGCCGGACUCAUGAUUGGUCUGGGGCUACUCAGGGCGGCAGAAAUGUCCCCGCAUCUCAGGCUUAGACGGGAGGUAUCUCCAGACGACCUCGGGUUACCAAGCAAUGCUACCUCCAUACGAGAGUCGAUCUCCACAUCCUUCUCUUGCGACGGAAGGACCUACGGCUACUACGCAGAUCCUGAUAACGACUGCCAGGUCUUCCACGUGUGUCUUCCUGUCCACUUCGACGACGGCGAGGAACAAACGUUCAAGUGGAGCUUCAUCUGUCCCCAGGAGACUGUAUUCAAUCAGGAAACAUUCACUUGUGCCAGGGAAGAGGACGCUGUAGCUUGCGAAGACUCGGCUCUCUUCUACUCUCUCAACGAUCGCUUCGGACAGCCUAACACUCUUCCCCCACCGACAGAAUCUACCGACGAAGUUCCACCAUUAGAGUCUAAUAUCCUUAUAAAUUAGUUCAUGUAAAUAAAUAGUAUUUAUUUUUGCA
Macrosteles quadrilineatus (aster leafhopper) is the source of this 540-nucleotide messenger RNA. RefSeq lists its product as uncharacterized. The coding region runs from base 51 to 509 and encodes 152 amino acids. The transcript has 4 exons. Gene Ontology annotation, molecular function: chitin binding. Gene Ontology annotation, cellular component: extracellular region. The record is from RefSeq and is a predicted model, not a curated record. NCBI's taxonomy places the organism in Eukaryota, Metazoa, Arthropoda, Insecta, Hemiptera, Cicadellidae.